Molecule: messenger RNA, 228 nt
Organism: Spirometra erinaceieuropaei
Lineage: Eukaryota; Metazoa; Platyhelminthes; Cestoda; Diphyllobothriidea; Diphyllobothriidae
Source: the annotation of a GenBank genome assembly
AUGCAGUCUAGUUUUGCUUACGCAUCCUACCAGCGGUUGUGCCGCCUCUGUCCAGGUCAUAAUGCAUAUGACCUUGAAAACUGCAUAUUUCGUAAGCUCCUUGAUGAUGAUGAUGAUGAUGAUGAUGAUGAUGAUGAUGAUGAUGAUGAUGAUGAUGAUGAUGAUGACGAUGAUGAUGAUGGCGAUAAUGAUACUAUAGCUAAAAGUGGCUUUGAAGGAAAGAAGUAA